Closterium sp. Naga37s-1 is the source of this 4305-nucleotide messenger RNA. The record is from the annotation of a GenBank genome assembly. Lineage: Eukaryota; Viridiplantae; Streptophyta; Zygnematophyceae; Desmidiales; Closteriaceae.
AUGUUCGAGGCGCCUCAAAACUCCCCCCACCUCGGCGGCGGCGGCGGAAACCACCUUAUUGGCGGAAGCCGCCUGAGCGUAGAGCAGGCGCUUCUACUCAACAUGUCGCGCACAGAGGCUGAAAUGCGCAAAGUCGUGAUGGAGCGCGACGUGCUGAGAGAGGAGGUCGCGCGGAACCAGGCGGCCAUGCGCCAGCUCUCCGCGGACAAGUCUGCGCUCGAGGACCGCGUGCGCGCGCUGGAGAGCACCGUGCGCGGGCUCGAAACCCGCGCGCGCCAGCUCGCGGGGGAUAAGGGGCAGCUCUCCGCCGAGCGCGCGCAGCUCUCCGCGGAACGCGCGGGGAUCGAGACGCUCGUCCGCGCCGCGAAGCAGGAGGCGUUCUCGCAAGCAGUGAGUCAGAUCCACGUGGCGCUCAGCUGUGCGCCGAUUCCGCGCGGAAUCCGCUUUGCGCCCGUCGACGCGGAGGUCUUCCAGUACCUUUCGCGGAAGGUUCGCGGCGAGGUAGAGGACGUGGGUCUAGACCGUCUCUUAGUCCAGAGAUUAAGACGCGUCGCGGACUGCGACGGACUAAUCCCCGAAAUUGAGCUCCUUAAGUUCCCCAGGCCGUGGCACCUUCCCGGAUUAGACGUUUCCCCGGACGGCAAGGGCUUGACCGGGUUCUUUUUCGUUAGACCGGAAUGGCGGCCGAACGAGCGGCGCAGGCGGAGAGAAGCGGAUAUGGCGCCGUCCGACCCGAAGCCGCCCUGCUGGAAAGAAUCCUGCCAGCCCACGCCAUUCGCGGAUCUUGCGCCGAGCCUUGGCGCUUCUGUGGGUGCGGGGGGAGUGUGCGCGGGCGGAGUGGGCGGAGUGGCGGGAGCGGGGAUGGGAGGGGCUCUUCUUUUCCGUCCCGAGCGCCGAAUGUUUCGUUUCAAGCUGCCCGGGACGCGGGAGGGGCCAGCGGGGGAGAAGGAGAAGUGGAAGAUGUAUGAAUACACUCUAAAAUCGGAUUUGGAGAUGUAUGAAGACAAGAGGAGCGGGUUUCCCGUGUGGGUGGUGUGUAAGGUCGUGAGGGAGGGGCCUAUGACGAGGGAAGAGGAGGAAGAGGCGAAGGCGCGAGCUGCUGCGGCGGCGGCGGCCGCGGCGGCUGGCGGCGGGUCGAGCGGGAGCGGCGGCGGGAACCAGGGAGGCGGGGGAGGGGGAGGGGGAAGCGGAGGCGGAGGAGCAUAUUCGGGGGGAAGCUCUGGGUCCGGGGGAGCGUUUGGGGGAGGGGGUGGUGGGAGCGGUGGGGAGAGCGGGUAUCGGGGGAAUGGGGGCGGAGGGUAUGGGGGAGGAGGAGGGGGAUACUCAGGUGGGGGGGGAGGAGGGGGAGGAAACGUGUGGUCGUUGCUGCCUUCUCUCCCCGAGCAUCUGGUUCCGCCUGCGCUGGCGCUUGCGCCAGCAGCAGCGCGCGGAGGCUCCCCCAAGAGUUCUCCUGGAAAAGCUCCUGAGAAAUCACCUGAGAAUCCGCCUGGAAGAAUCCCCCCUGUGAUGCUCUCCCGCAUGCAGCUGCUGAACCAAUGGCUCGCCUCCAUGCCUCUCCCUCCGUCCCAAUCCCUUUCUGCCACAUCAGCAUCAUCCCCCGCAGCAGGGGCGUCAUCAGCGUCAGCGCCAGCACUCCCAUCUCUCCUGACUGCCACGUCAUCCUCUUCCACGUCAGCCAUCCAGGUGACAUCAGCAUCGGGACAGGUGUCAUCCACGGUUCAAGUCACUUCGUCCGUGUCUGUAACCGCAGCAGGUUCGGGAGCUGCCGAGCCUGUUGCCGAGCCUCUGGCGAUGCUGGCCAUGGCUGCUGCCAAACGUCUGCUGGAGGAUCGGUUGGUUCGGCAUGUGGGGAACAUCAGCGGAAGGAAGCUUCUGCUGCUGCCGGAGGUGGAAGGCCGAGAUGCAGUUGCUGCUACUGCUCUUACCACCACCACUGCUGCCAUCACCACUGCCUCCAAUGCUUCCACCGCUCCUGCUGGUUCUGCUGCUUCUGAUCCUUCUGCUGUUGGUGAUAAAGCGGGGAGGAGGGCCGGGAAUGAAGCGAGCGGGGAGCAGCAGAGGCCGUAUUGGCUGCGCCCCCCUUCCUGGGCCCGAGCCCUGCCGGAUUCUUACUGGGAUACUCCCGAGGCGAGGGCCGAGGAGGAGGAGGUGGUGGGUGAGGAGGUGGAGGAAGGGGAGGAGGACGAGGAGGAGUGGGAGGAUGGGGAGGAGGGAGAAGAGGGUGAGAAUGAGGAGUUGUGUUUGAAAGCUGGAGGGGAGAGUGAGGUGGGGAUGCUGGCUGCGGAAGUUUCCAAGAAGCUGGGUGAGCUGGUGGAGGCGGCGAGGAAGCUUCGGGGGAAGAUGCAGGGCUUUGCUCCUGUUGAGCCGGCCAUUUCCCGUGUGUUCAAUCUGGUUACACGUGUUACUGACGUGGCACUAGCAGACGAGCCUGCCGCCCAGCUCUGGCUGCAUGCGGUGGGCGGCUCAGUCAGCGAUGAGUUGGCGCCCGGAAUCUUCCUCGCAACUUCGCUGUCCGCCUCGCCACUGAUGCUUUUAGUUAAGUUCCAUGACUUGAGUGUGAUUAUAGAGGGGGGGAUGAAAGCUGUGUGGAAGCAGGCAGUAAAGAGGUUGCCGAAGGCGCUUGUAGAGAGGAUGAAUGAGGAGGGGAGGAGGGAGGUGAGGGGGAUGGAGGAGGCAUUGGAGGGAGGGGGGGUGGCAGUGGGAGUGAGUGAGGGAGUGAGUGAGGGAGUGCGGAAAGCACAGGAGGGAUUGCUGGCGCUGGUGUUGGCGUUGGGAGGGGGGAGUGAAGGAGGGGAGGGAGGAGAAGGGGGAUCAGUGAAACUAAAGGGCGGCUAUGGCACUGGAAAGAUGCAGCACGAGAAAGCGGCACCUGAGGUUUCACCUGAGGCUGUGGAGCCACCUGUGGCUGUUGAUUCUGAGGCGCCUCCAGCUGCAGAGGCCGGGCAGAAGAAAGUUAUGUUCUCGAUUGACGGCAGCGAACUGGAUGAGAACACCAAAGCGGCCAAUCAGCUGAAGAGAGAGCUCAUGAGCCUCUGUGAAAAGAGCAGCCGGAAAUCUUUCGAGCUGCCUGGAAGCAUGUCGAGCACCGUCAUCGAGGUUUUCCGGGCAGUCGGGUUCGAGUAUAACCUCCCCGACGUGCACGGGCAGGUGAAGAAAGAAGCGCGUUGGAAGGGGGAGGCGAAGGCGCUUCAGUGGAGAGGGAAGGAAGGGAAGGAAGGGAAGGAAGAGGGGGAGGUGUAUUUGGAAGGGGAGAUAAGUCAGCUGCAGGCUUUAAAGAAGGGGCUGGAGUUGGACUUGCAGCAACUGGACGUGAAACCUAGCUGCUCUGGUCGCGUUGAUGCCUCCAUGCGGUUACCACCCAACUCUGCUGAAGGUGUUCCGCUACAGGAUGUGACUAUAGAGUUGCUGGAUCAAAACAGCAAGGUCACACCCAUGCUACAGCUGAUCAAGGAAGCUGAAACCCUCUCCUCGCUCUCCCACCCGCACAUCAUCCCCCUCCUCGGCUAUUCCCUCGAAUCCCCCUGCCUGGUUUACCCCCGGAUUCAUCACGUCUCUCUUGCUGAUCACCUGCCGUAUGGUAACCGCGUGGCACGGUUACCGCCUCUCCAGUGGUUCGUCCGGGUGAGGAUAGCUUAUGAGGUGUCUGCCGCCCUGCUGUUCCUGCACCAGCAGCAGCCGCACCCGGUACUGCAUCGGGACGUCCGGCCGGCAAACAUCGUCCUGUUCUGGGAGGAGAAGGGCGAGCCGAAGGAGGAUGGAAAGGAGGAAGAAGAUAGGGGGGCCAAUCAAAGGGCCCCUUCUUGGUGGCCCAAGUUUCAGAGGGAGGGUGAGGCAAAGGCAGCAACUGCUGCAGCACCGGCAGAGGUCUCCGGUUCGAGUCUCGCUGGGCGCAGACUGGUGAGCAAGCUGGCUCGCGUCGGCUUCUCGGCUCUUAGUCAAAACCCGAGGACUGGGCGGGCAAGAGUGGAGGAUGUGGUUUUUCUGGAUCCGGAAUAUCCAAGAACUGAGGAGCUGGUCCCGUCUUCUGACGUGUAUGCACUGGGAGUGGUGCUCAUGCAGUUGCUGACUGGACGCAAUGCCACGUCAGCGCUGAGCGUGGUGACUGGUGUGGUGGAAGGGAACAAGGAGCUGGAAGAAGUUUUGGAUGAGGGGGCUGGCGGAUGGCCUGCUGAUGUGGCGAAGGCGGUGGCUGAGCUGGCAGCCAAGUGCACGGAUAUGAGGAGGUGUAAAAGACCCAGUUUGGUUGGUGAAGUGGUGCCUGUGCUGACAAAGAUGCAUGCCCUGGCCCUGGAGGUUGAGAACUAA